Gigantopelta aegis is the source of this 1821-nucleotide messenger RNA. RefSeq lists its product as uncharacterized. The transcript is spliced from 8 exons. Gene Ontology annotation, biological process: response to reactive oxygen species. The record is from RefSeq and is a predicted model, not a curated record. NCBI's taxonomy places the organism in Eukaryota, Metazoa, Mollusca, Gastropoda, Neomphalida, Peltospiridae. Gene Ontology annotation, molecular function: RNA ligase (ATP) activity. The coding region runs from base 180 to 1193 and encodes 337 amino acids.
ACCAUUCAACUAUAGGAGGGAAAAUAAAAAAAAGAAGAAAUUAAACCCCGGAAGUAACUGAUUCAAUAAAAAUGAAAAGAAGUGAAAAUAAGCUCUGAAAGACUUGUACAACAGUUCGGAAUACAGCACAUUUAUUUGAUAUGUGUUCACAGUAAGUUGCUGUAUGUGAGCGGUGCAGGAUGGCCAGCUGGAAGGAAAACAGAGUACAGCAAAAAAUUCCUUGCAUCUUUGAGAUCGAGGUAAAGGAUGAAAAUUCGAGAAAAAGAUCGAAUCAGUCAUUCCGAGUUCUGGCUGUGGAUUGUUUGAAUUCAGAAGCAUCCAGCUCCUGCUUGCAAGAUGCGUGGUUGUCAGAAAAGCUGGAUGGGACAUGUUGCUAUGUGUCACCAUUUAAAGGAAAGCCUUGGUUAUGGGCCAGAUAUGACCGUAAACCAAAUAAGAUUGGAGAACGGAAGUUCAAGAAGUAUCAGUCAUUGUUGAACAGUUGGAGAAAAGAUGGCAGAAAUGGAGACAAACCUUCCAUCAGCUGGGAUUUGCUAAAAGACUUCAAGGAAUGCCCAGACAACUGGAUCCCAGCCCUAGGUGUGCCAGUAAAGGAUUCAACGGCCCAGCCUGACGAUGGAGGUCAUACGCCAGGGUGGGUUCCUAUUGACGUGAAGUCUCGACAGCAUUGCUGGCAUCUGUCUGCUGUGGAUCUCAUCCAGUCUUUGGCUCUUGUUCUUAGGGAGAAUGAAGAUGAAGGUUUAACAGUGGAGUGUUUGCCACUCAGUGAUCUACUUGGUCAAACAGUAGAGCUGAUUGGAACUAACAUCAACGGAAAUCCAUAUCAUAUCGGUACGAAACCCCAGCCGAUCCACGUGUUGGUGAAACACGGAUCUAUCAGUGUAUCGUGUCCACCCGUCCCUCAACUCUCAACUCUCACUGACUGGCUACAACAUGCACAAGAUGGCCAGGUGGAAGGAGUGGUGUGGCACUGUCAGAACGGAAAAUUAUUUAAGCUUCAUAGAAAUCACGUGAACCUGAUGUGGCCAGCUGCCAACCCUCGCCUUGCCAGACAGACCGUACAAGUCUGUGUGGACCCGGCCCAGUUUGAACUUCCCGAUGACAGAUCUUUGUUUCCAGCAUUCUCCUCAGUCAAUGGACGGUCAUGCGACUCAUUGAAAAACUUACACGAACUUGUAUUUCAUAAUUCAUAGCAGGACCUGCUUACCGUGUUAUUUCAAAAGGUCAUUUCAUACACAGUACGGUCUUAUACAGGUUAUAAUGGUUAAAACUGGUCUUUAGUAUACAUUUAAUAUACAUUUAAUAUUUAACAAUUUAGAUUACAUCAGUUUUCAUAUUCUUCACAUGAUGCACCAUUCUUCAAUUUUGUUUAUGAUCCAGGCUGCAGUUCAGGUUUAAAUAGCCAUUAUUGAAGUGACAGACCCUAGUUUUUAAACACUAAAGCAUAUUUUUCACUGUAAGAGCCAUUUUUGAUAAUUAAAAGCGGACAAUAUUUAUAUUUUAUUAUUCAUUUCUGUACAUCCAAUGCGUUUCUAGUCGUGCAUUUUUCAUAUUUAAAAACACAUAUACUUCCGAGAAGCAAUGGUUACGGAGACGAGUUCUAGUCUGUUUUAAGGGUAUGGGUAUAUCACCGACACUUGUUUUACUCUUAUUAUAACUUUAUCUCAACGUGUUACAGGUUCUGCAACUUGAAUUGAUAAGGACACAUACCUGUUUAUUAACACUGUGGUUCUGUUUGUAUUAUGCUUUAGUAAAAGAUAUGUGAUAGAGAAGAGACUGCAGUUUAAAACAUGUCUUUGGUGUAAUAAAGCUGUUACGGUU